AUGUAUGCUGCCUCUUCCUCGACAGUCACGGCACAAUUGGCACGCUGGGUGCCAAUGCGUAUGUGGGUUAGCUCACACUCCGAGGUUCGCACCGUUUCGGUCAGUUGUUGUGCACGAGCCGAGCGGUUAGGAUGUCCGCAGUCGAUCGGGGGACUUUGGAGUCGUUCAGGAACUGUGCCACGAUGGUUCUGCCCUGUGCGCUAUGAGGAGCUGAGCCUAAAGCAGCGCCUAAAACCAUGCAAAACGCAUCACAAAAGCGGCAUUGUCGGGCAAUGCGACACCAUUUGGAGCGUUGGACAACGCUGGGGCGUAUUCAUCUUCAACAUCGUGCAGUGGACACCGAUCAAGUACCUCGGCUACUCGUACCCGCUGUGGGCGCACGCGUUCGGCUGGUUCACCGCCCUGUCGUCCAUGCUGUGCAUCCCGGGCUACAUGAUCUGGCUGUGGAGAAACACCCCCGGCGAUCGCGCUAACAAAAUUCGACUGAUCGUUCGAAUCGAGGACAGCGUGAGCCAGCUGCGGGAGAGAAUGCAGGCCGACGCCGAGAAGGGCAUGGAGCUGUAACGGGCUCCGCAGGGCGCACGCACAGCUACGAUGUUUUGCGAUUAAUUCAAUUCUUCCCCCACCCCCUCCCCUCCACCCGCGCCAAGAUACCAGCGUUCCAGCAAAGUAACAACCAAACCAUGAAACCCAUUAUUUAACUAUCAUACCGAGUUCCGAGAGACGCAUUGUUUGUGCUUCUUUGUUUUUUUUUAAUUUUAUUUUUUGAUAUUUUUUUUAUAUAGACAUAUUUAUAUAAACCUUCACAUAAAAUAAGCCGGUUUGGAUCUCCAA
Molecule: messenger RNA, 834 nt
Organism: Anopheles coluzzii
Lineage: Eukaryota; Metazoa; Arthropoda; Insecta; Diptera; Culicidae
Exons: 5
Coding region: 1-564 (187 amino acids)
Biological process (GO): sodium ion transmembrane transport
Cellular component (GO): membrane
Source: RefSeq, a predicted model, not a curated record